CGCGUAAUCUCCGCACUAAAACCCAAAGCUGGCUUUUUAAGGCUGGCUUUAACCAGCUCCACGAAAGAAAUAUUUAACGAUGCGAUGAUUUUGUAUGCAAAAUCGCGAUCCAGCGGGGGGUGAAUUUGGGGGAGGAAAUUGAAGAGCUCCAUGCGCGCAUGAAGCCACAUCGGCGAACGUACGAGCGAACGGUUCGUUUCGCGGCUCCUGCGAGAAUUGUAUGCAAAAUCGCAUCGGCGAUAUCGCGAGGCAUCGGCGCCGAUCGCGCGACCCGCUUACGAAUAAAGAGGACGAGGUAGACUCGAGGGGAGAAACGAAAGAGAAGAGAGGCGAAAGAGAAGGAAACGGCAAAUCGAGGGUACGCGCGGCGAGAUUGCGGCGAUUUCGCUGGCGCAACAGCGUGGAAUCAUGUGGCGACGUUGCACAACAUUCUCGUCAUCUCCGAUCGGCAUUUAACGCUCGUGUUUUCGCUCGUGCGUUUUAAGCGAAUAAGAAUUCCCAGAAAUUCCGCGCACGUCGCACGAGACGUACGUCCGAGCGAAUGGAUUUGUCAUAAGAAUAUAGAACGUCUGCUAUGUCUGCGACCGAUAAUACGCCACAGAUUUCGCAGCAAAGUGAAACAAAAUAUCAAACUGUCGCAAACAAACAAUGAAUUAAGUUUUAUCUGAAGAAUUUCGCGAGUGACGAAACACUCGCUGACGCGGAAAGUUUACCGAGCACGUAGAACGCCUUCUGUUGCUCACCACAGCUUAUUUCACCACGCGUUUUUCACAUUCGGUCGAUUCUUAACAAACAGACGAGCGCGAUAAAGAUGAUAAACGUCGCCUCUUAUCUUCAGAGAAGUUUAAGGGGAUCGCAGUCCUCGUCUUUUACACCCGAGAGGUGAAGGUACCCUCGCAUUACCGCUGACAUUUAGCGGCGCGUUUAGUAAUAGCGUAGAUAUUUUUAUUGACGUAAUCGCGAGUCAAGAGUGCGGAAUUUAUUGCCGAGCCAAAAACCAAGGUGCAACCGCGGGAUUACCCUCGGAAAUCUUACGAGCUCACUUCGCGGCGACAUCGCAUAAAUAUAAAUUCUUAAGGUGCCACGUGAAUCUUCAUAAAUGUACAUUGUGGAAGUUAUCGCCGUCGCGCGAAUGGUGCAAAGGCAGUGGAACGCGGGCGAUCGAAUUAUUUCCAAGUCGAGAAUCCUGUUUCAAGUUUAGCGCUGACGUUUCGCGCUUCAAGAAGUGCCUACGUUUCGCAAAACGUGUUCUUGAACGUACGUGUUGUCGAGAAUGAGCGAUUAGGCGAGCCGAAAAGCGAGCGGAAUGCAGCUGGCAACCAGUCAGAGACCUCACCCACCUCCGGUACCACCUCGGCCGAGUCGGCAGGUGGUUGCCGAGGCCCUUAAGAGAUCGCCAAGGCCGCCCUGUCCCACUAGACAAGCACCACCGCCGCCAAACACGAAACCCUGGCGGUCCGACCAACAAGUGCAAGUACAACAGCAGCAACAGCAACAACAACAACAACAAUUGGACGCAACAGGUGGACGGACGAUCGUGUACGAGUCCCUCAAAGAGUGCGCGAAGGACGAGAAUGUAUUCAACGACAAGAAUCAACGGGAUCGCAAGCAGGCGCGCGAAUCAGAUAGAAAUGUCGAAGAUAAUCGGUUGCAGAAUAGAGACAAAGUUAUCACCUCUCACGAUCAACAUCAAAGAUCCGGUGUCGGUUCGGAAAAGAUUUAUCCUACGGGAAACGUCCCGGUGAACAUCGUGCGGAAGCGCAACAGCCUGACUGAGGAUCAACGGCCGCAGCGCAGACUGGAGAUCCGAAGGAACUCGCGCGGGAAAGAGUUGACCGGACUACUGAACCAUCGUGAGCGAUGCAAAGAUUCGUUCAACAAGAAUCAACAAAAGGAAAACAAUAUCGUCAUUUCGACGGAGAAAUUCGAGCCGGCAGCGACAACAACGACAACGACGACAACGUCGACAACAACGACAACGACGAAGCCAUCGGUGGUCAGAACUGUCAACGUGUCUCUCGACGAUGACUCUCGUGCCUCGUCCUCCAGUCCGGAUUCCGCUGGCGGGCCAGUCACGUUGAGUCACGCGGAAAAAUGCAACGGCAAUCUAGAGAGAGCGGACGGACACGACACCCGGCCGACGCCCACGUGCCGGUCGUGUCCUGGUAGCGAGCAACAAUCGCAGCAGCAGCAGCAGCAGCAGCAACAGGAAGCGUUCGUGACGAGUGGAAAGGCUGCCGGGAACGGCGGUGUCAAGACUGUAUCCUCGAUCGAAAGAUCGACGAGCGUCUCGAGCGUUGACCGCGCCGCCACCACGGUGCUCGUCGUUGACGAACCAGAGCGUAAAAUCGCGCCCAGCGAUCAGGAGGACAGCAACGACAACGACAGCGAUAACAAUAUCCAUCGGCAGGACUGGCUGGAGGCGGGUGUCCGUUACUCCUCCACGCAGAUCACUCUGCACGGAGAUGAGGGCGACGAUGAAAUCGUCGAUAGGAAUCGCGUCAACGGUUAUGAUCAUCGCGAAGAAGAGAGGAUCACUGAUCUUGAUUUCAUCAGUAUACAAGAAAGAAUCGCGAUGUCUUCCCUGCAAGGAUUACCCCCGUUACCAAGAAGCUUGAGCGGCUUCAAUCUGAGCGGCGGGCGCAGCGAGAAUGGCGAGCCACCUCCACCGCCCACAAGAUCGUCCAGUAAAUCCCAAAGAAGCGGUAAAACGUCGCAACAAUCGUCGUCAUCGAGGCCAUCACCACCUGCCAGACAGCUGACCACUCUAGAUACCCAACUGGCGGUGCUCAGGAGAGAAAUGUUUGGUCUGCGACAAUUGGAUCUCUCGUUAUUAUCGCAGCUGUGGUCUUUAAACGAGUCGAUACAAGAGUUUCGGCAGCUGCUGCAGGAGCAAGAGGAUCGAGCGCCUUCUCCAUCACCCAGCAGCGAGGAAGGGGAUGACACGUCUUACGGAGUGCAUCCACCGCCACCACCGAGAAGACCGGCGCCCACAUUGCAUCAUCAUCGACCGCCACGACCGCCCCGACCACCCAGACCAUCGGCCAGCGACGAAUCGCCGUCGAGCGAGGAGUACGGGGCCGUUUGACGUAUCGUUACCGAGAGGAAGAAGUAUUCGAGAAGGUCUCGGUCCUCUCAUCGCACUUAGAACGGCGUUUCGAUGAGCGUCACUAUCUUUGAAUACGAGAAAAGAUCUCGAAAGAACGCAUGCAAAUAAAUGUGACGAUCUCCGGCAUCCUGAUAUCACAACUGGUGAUCUGCGCCUGCACGCAUCGUGACAUUCAAUUGCGGAUUAUUGAUUCCUAAGGGAAAUCACAAUGUCACUUGCAGAGAGUUAUUCAAGAUUGCGAUCUUAAAUGAUUUGGUUCGUUCCAUGUUCUUUAACUGGUGACCGGAACAGACGAUCGAAUCGAUCGACUGAUUGAAGAUCAUUUCGAAGAAGAUCAUUUCGCGGUAGAUUAGUCGUGGUCGCGCGCACAGCGCUAUCUGCGUAACUAUCUAGGGUAGCCGUCGCUUGGGGAUUAUGACCGCUACUUUAGCAUGAAAGGAUUGAUCGAAUCGAAACUCGACGGUGGAAGACCGCAACAGUUCAACCGCCAUCAUGGGAAGAUUAUUUUGCGUAUGCGAGAUAACAACCGCUACUCCCAGCCUGGAGAAGCGUAUCGACUUGCCAAUUUGCAAUAACAACAUUCCGCAUAUAUUACGCUCUAAAUAAGGAAGGACUCGAUUGCCGCGAGCGAGAGAGCUGAUUUCAGCUCGACGCGCUGCUCUCCUCUCUAUUUGUGAUAACGCUCGAAGGGGCCUUUGAUUGAUGAUAAUCGCAUCCAUUUGUGCGGACUAAGAUUUCUCCGAGACUCCGCUCUGCCGUAGAGCAAUUGUAACAGAUCCGAGCCCAAAGUAUCGCGAUUCUUUUGUAUUCUGAUCCAAGAAAUAGCGUGAUAUUACUUUCGAUUUCAGCCGAGAAACGGCUAGUGAAACCGAAAGAAUCACAAUAAUCUCUUUUCUUCCAUAUCUUUUUUAUAUUGUUGUAAACCCAUCGUGAAGCUCAUCCUCGAUGCUGAAAUAGGGUUACCUUUUAGAUUUGCCGUACAUGUAGAGGAUUAAAACAUUUGUCUUUGAAAAAGAAAUAUUUAAUGUUAAAUUUUUAAAUGCUUAAUUUCUGAUAGACAUCAGACAUACAAAUAUAGAGCAAGCCUUAUAGAUAUAUAACAGUAAGCCUUAAUGUGUACGGCAUUUUUUCAAGAAAGUUAAGGUUGUCAAUGUUCCGCUGCGCCCUUUCGUGUAGAUUAGUACGAGCUGUGUGUAAAGAUAUGUAAGAUUAUGCAAAAUAAAUGAGACUUAAUUUAAAUACA
Pogonomyrmex barbatus (red harvester ant) is the source of this 4352-nucleotide messenger RNA. RefSeq lists its product as uncharacterized. NCBI's taxonomy places the organism in Eukaryota, Metazoa, Arthropoda, Insecta, Hymenoptera, Formicidae. The record is from RefSeq and is a predicted model, not a curated record.